Molecule: messenger RNA, 2824 nt
Organism: Pangasianodon hypophthalmus (striped catfish)
Lineage: Eukaryota; Metazoa; Chordata; Actinopteri; Siluriformes; Pangasiidae
Product: zinc-binding protein A33-like
Exons: 6
Coding region: 233-1645 (470 amino acids)
Molecular function (GO): zinc ion binding; protein binding
Source: RefSeq, a predicted model, not a curated record
UCCUUCAUAAACAGCCUGCAUUGUUGUAAGUGUUCUUUCAGUUUUGUUCUGAGUUUAUGGAGAAAUCUGAGUCUCAUUUUCAGCACUGUGAAAGGAAGCGAUUACUAACUGGAUCUACAAAGUCAUCUGUUUAACUUUAAAGAAACCUGAAAUAAGGGGGUGAUUACUUUUUAUGAAAGUGAAAGUGAAACUCAUUUCAGGCUGAAGAGAAAAACAACAGCAGCAAAAUAAAAUGUCUUCUAAGUUUUCAGAGGAGGAUUUGUCCUGUCCUGUGUGCUGUGAAAUCUUCAAGGAUCCUGUUGUUCUGCACUGCAGUCACAGUGUGUGUAAAGUGUGUUUGCAGCAGUUCUGGGAGACCAAAGGAUCCAGAGAAUGUCCUGUUUGUAGGAGGAAGUCGUCUCUAGAAAACCCUCCCAUAAACCUGGCCUUAAAGAACCUGUGUGAGACUUUCUUACAGGAGAGAAGUCAGAGAUCUUCAUCAGCGUCUGAAACAGUCUGCAGUCUGCACAGUGAAAAACUCAAACUCUUCUGUCUGGAUGAUCAACAGCCGGUGUGUGUGGUGUGUCGGGAUUCAAGAAAACACACCAACCACAAAUUCUGCCCCAUUGACGAAAGAGCAACAGACUGUAAGGAGGAGCUGAAAACUGCACUGAAGCCCCUACAGGAGAAACUGAAGAUCUUUAAAGACUGUAAACUGAACUGGAGUCAGACUGCAGAACAUAUAAAGAUUCAGGCCCAACACACAGAGUGGCAGAUUAAAGAGGCGUUUGAGAAGCUUCACCAGUUUCUACGAGAUGAAGAGGCAGCCAGGAUCGCUGCACUGAGAGAGGAAGAGGAGCAGAAGAGUCAGAUGAUGAAGGAGAAGAUUGAGAAGCUGAGCAGAGACAUAUCAUCUCUUUCAGACACAAUCGGAGCCAUAGAAGAGGAGAUGAGAGCUGAAGACAUCUCGUUCUUACAAAACUACAAGGACACAGUGAAAAGAGCUCAGUGCACACUGCAGCAUCCAGAGGAGCUUUCAGGAGCACUGAUCCAUGUGGCAAAACAUCUGUCCAACCUGAAGUUCAGAGUCUGGGAGAAGAUGCAGGAUGCUGUCCAAUACACACCUGUAACUCUGGACCCCAACACUGUUCAUCCUGAACUCAUUGUAUCUGAUGAUUUGACCAGUGUGAGACUCAGUGAUGAGAAACAGAAACUUCCUGAUAAUCCAGAGAGAUUUGAUAAAUAUCUGCGCAUCUUGGGCUCUCAGGGCUUUAACUCAGGGACACACUGCUGGGAUGUUGAAGUUGGAGACUGUACACACUGGAUUGUGGGUGUGAUGACAGAAUCUGCUCAGAGGAAGGGGAAUGUAUUCUCAAGAAGUGGAAUCUGGUAUGUGUGGUAUUUUUGUGGUAAAUAUGGAGCACGUUCUACACCACAGACUUUCACUCUCCUCUCAGUAGCACAGAAACUCCAGAGGAUCAGAGUGCAGCUGGACUGGGACAGAGGAAAGCUGUCAUUCUCCGACCCUCUCACUAACACACACAUACACACUUUCACACACACAUUUACUGACAAAUUAAUGCCAUUCCUAAGUGUUAUUGGUAAAGAAUCUCCUCUAAAGAUCCUCCCACUUCAGUGCUCUGUAAGAGUGAAUCAGAUCAGUUAGAGCUGAUAUUGUUUUAUUCCAGGUCAUUAAUGAAAUAUUGCAGAUUAAAAGAUUUAUAUUCUUUGUGAAAGCACUGCACAGUUCAUUGUGUAAUGUUUUUUGAAGAGCUAUGACGUUAUUUCAACUCGUCAGUUAAAUCAAUAUAAUGUGAAAACUGGAAAUAUUGAUAGAAUAUCUUAUUCUGAGUACUAAAAAAUAUAAUAUCUCAAAAUACUGAUACAUCUUGAAAUUCCUGUUUAUUAAAUGACUAACUCCAUCUUUUUCCCACAACUUUCAGUUCAGGAUGAAAUUAAAAUCAUAAACAUUUGUUUAAAUGUAGAAUUUGAAAUCUGAAAUAGAUUUAAUGUUAUUAAUGUAUUUUAAAUAAACUGAGAAUGUCUUUGUCUUUACUGUAUUUGUACUUAUUAGCGCUGUGCUGUUAAUCCUGGGUGAAAUGUUUAGCUGGCUGUGUGUGUUGUGUGUGAAACUGUGCAGUGGAGGAGAAUUCAAGCUCUAAGUUUCCCUCCACCAGCAGUUUGUGGUUUUGCAAAGAUCAGAUGGAUUUAUUCUUUACAAAUUUCCAAAACAUAGGAUGGCAGGAGGAGGCUCAUUAAUAUUCAUGAGCGUAUCUCCCUUAGCUACCGAGCUGGUGUGAUCACUGAGAGAAACUGGGUGAUGUGGAGAUACUGGAGCAUCUUGAUGUUCGGUCGAAAUAGAUGCUAAGAGUGACAGUUAAACACAAGUGAGAAUUAUUGUUAUAGUCUGACUGUGUAUUAGCCAUUUUUAUAUUUAGGCUAAUUGUAGAGAUUUAUGUUUAUUUUGUUCUCGGUCUUAAACAAUAUUCACCAAGAUUGUGUUUUACGUCUCCUUCUGAGUCAGGUUUAAGCUAGUUUUAAGUUCUUAUUCCCAUUAUUAUAUCUAUUGUUGUAAUUACUUAUAAGUGAUGCACUUGCUUUUUGCUCAUAAUACACCAUGAAUAUAUUUAUAAAGAUGCAGGCCACAUUGUUAUAAUGUUAUUAUAUUAUAGUUUUAAUGAUUUAUUAGUAAUGCAGAUUUAUUUCAAUACCCAAUAAGUGAAUUAUUUUAUACUGUUGUUGAUAGAUGUGUUGUGCUGCCUUAGAAAUAUUUAUUUUGAGUGGUAAUACAAUUACUGACCUUUAUAAAUGUGUCACUGAUGGCUUUAAGUAAAGUGAAAGCAUA